Clupea harengus (Atlantic herring) is the source of this 1518-nucleotide messenger RNA. RefSeq names its product glutathione synthetase-like. Gene Ontology annotation, cellular component: nucleus. Gene Ontology annotation, molecular function: dGTPase activity; protein binding. Gene Ontology annotation, biological process: defense response to virus; dGTP catabolic process; regulation of innate immune response. Bases 1135 to 1518 code for a protein of 127 amino acids. The record is from RefSeq and is a predicted model, not a curated record. Lineage: Eukaryota; Metazoa; Chordata; Actinopteri; Clupeiformes; Clupeidae. The transcript has 3 exons.
UAUGUAGAGUGUGGGGUUUUUUCUGGGUGAACUUUGAACAUUUGAGUGCUUUUGUUUUACAUGUGUAACCUUCCUUUCCUGGUCUGUGUGGUUUUCAUUUGUCUGUGUUAAUGACAAUUGCCUACCCCUCAAUUGCAGUGUGGGCUUUUGUACUUUGAACUUUGACCUGUGUUGCUAGCAGUACUCUGUUUUCUUGUCAGGAAGUGAGUUGACAUCAAAGCUGCUGACUAUCAUGUUUUAGCUGCCAGUGAUGGUUCACUUUCAGGAAAAAAAAAACCAAUCAGGAUAUGUUAAAAUAAAAAAAAUAAAAAAGUUUUUAUCCAUGGGAAAAAAGUGAUCGUGGGGUAUGUUUUGACUGUAUCUGACCUCAGCGAUAUAAAUAAAAUAUCUAACCUUGUGUUUGUUUUGAGCCUGUCUGUCUGAGCAACGCCCAGUUGGAUAUAUGAACACACACACACACACACACACACACAGAGAGAGUCUCCCGCAAAGUUCCCAAAAAUAUCCUCACCCUUUUCCACCUCAUAAUCCCCCUGCUGUGGUUCCCUAUCGCAGUAGGACUGCGAUAUAACAGAUGGGACAUGACGUUAGUCACGGUUCCAAUCAAAGCAUUUAUUCAUUCACGCCUGAAAGGCUGCGAUUCGUCUAUUCCCUCUCCCGAGCCCGCCCCUUCCCUAUAAAUUGGGAAGCACGGGUCGAAUUAGUCUCUUUGAAAACUUCGACCCGAAGUGUUACAAUCCAAGUGACCUUCGUUCUACGCUCAAUAAGUAGAUUUUUUGUGUGCUUUACGCUCAUUUGAGAGUUGGUGAGUUAUUCGGGUAUUUUACCCUCACUAGCUCCGAGUGCUACAAGAUUCGACUUACUGUUAAGAAAGUAGAGUCGUAGGGGAGGCGUAGGUGAACGAGAGAUGCGUAGGUGAACGAGAGGAUGCGUAGAACGUGAACGAGAACGAAAACGCGACAGGGAGAUCCAUCAUGGCAGCGCGCUGAACAAACUUCUAAACCCAAACACCAACAACUUUCGCCGGAUACUUUCAACUUACUAAAACAAUAAACCACACUGGAUAACACAACUUGCCAAGACCCGGAAAACGUAUUCACCUUCAUUGACAGCUACUUUUACAACGUGGACAUCAUGAGCCAACCCAACACGAAAAAAACUAAGCGAGACUCAUCUACCGAAACAGACGAUGAGACAACUAUCGAGAGCUGGGUGGUGCGUCUGAUGAUGGAGAGGUCGCUGGCGAUGAAGUGUCCUGACAUCAGCACCCAUCUGGCAGGCACCAAGAAGGUGCAGCAGGAGCUGGCCAGGCCUGGUAUUCUGCAGCGCUUCCUCCCAGACCAGCCAGAGGUGGUAGCCCAGAUCAGGGCCACCUUUACCGGGCUCUACACUCUUGACAUGGCUCUGCCGACAGGGACGACAGUGUACCAGCGACGACAGCGUACCAGCGACAAGUUCCCCAGCGCUUUGCAUUAUAUAAACGUGUCGGUCAGUCUCUCAAUACAGCGCCAGAACUGA